Molecule: messenger RNA, 1443 nt
Organism: Suillus plorans
Lineage: Eukaryota; Fungi; Basidiomycota; Agaricomycetes; Boletales; Suillaceae
Product: heterokaryon incompatibility protein-domain-containing protein
Exons: 2
Coding region: 1-1443 (480 amino acids)
Source: RefSeq, a predicted model, not a curated record
AUGAAUCAGGAGGAGAGCAAUCUCGACAAAUUCGAGCGAUAUGUGAUGAACAAUAUACCGAUCCGACUCAUACGUCUAUCAGACAUGAAGUUUGUUGUGCGCAGUGAUGUCAAGAAGCACUUCCGGAGCUCUGUACCACUAGAGGACAGUCUGUAUCACCCCUCCGAAAGCGUACGAUACGCCAUUCUAUCUCAUCGAUGGCUGGAUGAAGGAGAGCCAACCUACGAUGAUAUGAAGGCGAACAUAGCGGAAAGCCUGGCGGGAUACACGAAGCUGAUAAACUUCUGCAAAAAAGCCAGAGAGUACGGGAUGGAAUUUGCGUGGUCGGACACCUGCUGUAUCGACAAAAACAACAGCACCGAGCUAGACGAGUCGAUUCGUUCCAUGUUUCGAUGGUAUCGCAAUUCAGCCAUCUGUAUCGUGCACCUGGCGCAAAGCGAGACCAUUGCAGAUGUAGAGCAUGAUGAGUGGUUUACAAGGGGCUGGACGUUGCAAGAACUCCUUGCGCCCGAGAGGAUUAAAUUCUUUUACAAGCGCUGGACGCCCAUGACAGAUGAUGAAGAUGACAAGAACAUGGAACCGACUGAAGUAAUGGAGACUCUGGAAAGAGCGUCUGGUAUCUCUUUUGAUGACCUCUUCUUCACACCAGGUCCUAUCAGGGUGGAUAAACGAAUGACAUGGGCAGCAAGACGCAAGACAACAAGGGCCGAAGAUGUGGCUUAUUCUUUAAUGGGAAUGUUUGACGUCAGCCUCCAGGUCGCUUACGGAGAGGGAGGAGACCGCGCCUUCUGCAGGCUUAUUGAGGCAAUCAUGCAGGCCGGCGAUCCUUCCGUCUUCAACUGGAAGGGCCAGAGUGCAGAACAUUGCACUUCACGCGCUAUUCCUCAAUCGCCCCAGAGCUACGUGGACUGUCAAGAUUUGGAAUUCGAUGAUGAGCGACUCGAGAUGACGAUGACCAGCCUCGGCUUACGAGUGCCUCUAGCGAUACUUCCACUCAAUGUUUCUUGGAGACGGUUUGAUGGCUCGAGUACCCAACUCAAACUCAAGUGUCCGCUGUGUCCGACCAUCGAAAUUGACUUCACUUCAUAUGACCAUACUAAUUUGUUUCCAGAAGACAUUGGAAAAGCUAUGUCUGACGAAUACUCGUGGGUUUAUGCACUCGGAGUUGUCAACUACUCAAAUAUCGAAGGAUUACGCGAAGUCCUUGGGAUCCGGCGCAAAUCAGCUGGCUUUAUUCUAGCGCGGAAACCCAAGUCAACUUUCCCACCGGGAUUUCAACCAAGUGACAUUCUUGGGAUCACAAUUGUGUGUCGCCCAGAAAAGAAAUUCACGAAGUGGUCAUUGAUAAACAGCGGGGGUUUGAUUGCGGUUGAGUUUCCGAAUAUACCGGAGGAAUCGGUUGUCUACAUCGAUCCUGACUACUUACAAUCCGUGUACUUAUAG